Molecule: messenger RNA, 2238 nt
Organism: Trichechus manatus latirostris (Florida manatee)
Lineage: Eukaryota; Metazoa; Chordata; Mammalia; Sirenia; Trichechidae
Gene: LRRC14B
Product: leucine rich repeat containing 14B
Exons: 6
Coding region: 1-2238 (745 amino acids)
Cellular component (GO): cytoplasm
Source: RefSeq, a predicted model, not a curated record
AUGGAGGCCCCGCGGGAUGCUCCCACUAGGGCCACCCUUGUGCUAAGCAACACUGAUCCUGCAGAGAAAACGUUGCUUCUCUUCGUAGCUCGGAAGAAAGAGUUGGUGGCAGUGCCCUCGUUCCUACGGCCCGUCGUCUUCACGAGGGCCCAUACAGCUUUAACAACGAUGGCGCUGAUCUGUCUGAAGGCUGCCUGGCUCCCCAUUCGGUCCAUGCCCCCCGACUCCCCCACAUUGCCCCUGCUCUCCCCGGUCCCCUUGUUGCUGGUUCCUGGCCGCCUGCUCAAUGCUCACUCAGGGGAACCGGGAGGAGAAAGGGUGCAGACCACAGCCCCCGGGGCACAGGAGCAGGGCCAGUUUGCCCAGGCCUGGACCAGGAGAUCUGAUGAACAUGGACACCACCCCCCAAAGGACCACCCCUUACAGGCCGCGGGUCCUCUGCUGGCCCCACACCUUCCCCAGACUCCCUGCCCAGGGGCCAGCCCCUGGGGCCACUAUAGAAACGAACAGAUAAACAGAGCCCAGCGGGGCCUGACUUUUUGGAUGGGCCAGAAGAGAGGUGGCGAGCAGUACCCGCCGUCAGAUGACAGCAGGAGCUGGCUGCUCUCACAGCAGCUGCAGCUAAAAAUAGGGGUGAAGGACGGGCACCUUUCAGAGGAUCCCAGUGCACAGCCGUCCUGCCUGCGGGCUUGUGGUGCCAUGAGGUCGCUGCGCUGCCUUUCCGCGGAGGCUCUGGCUGCCCACGCGCCGGCGGCCCUGCAGAGCCUGGACUGUGUGGCCCACAACCUCUACCCGCUGCUCUUCAAAGCCAGCUACUUGCUGGAGCAGGCGGACCUGGUGCAGGCCUUGCUGGUGCGCUGGCCGCUGGAGGAGUUCCGGCUGGGCGCGCUGCUGGGGCCAGGCGCCGACCACCCGGAGGACCUGCGCGACCGGCCCUGCCGGCCCUGCCUCGAGGCCUGCGUGCGCGGCCUGCGGGGCCACGUGCUGCGCGCCGAGAGCCGCACGCGCUUGCGGCUGGCGGAUCUCACGGGCCUGCGCGACGUGCAGGAGCCGCGGUGUCGCUGCAGACGGACGCUGGGCCGUUGGGGCCGCACCGAGCUGCUGGCCCGGGCCUGCUUCGAGCUGCAGGCAGAGCCACGCGUGGCCAGACGUCCCACCGUCGAGGUGCUGGCUGACCUCUUCGUCACCAACGGCAAUUUUGAGGCGGUGGUGCGCGCCCUGCGACCGGCAGGCCCGGCGCCUCUGCGGUUGCUCUGCCCUUCUUUCAGGGCUGACAGCCUGCGCCCGGCGCAGCUGCUGCAAGUGGUGCGGCUGGCGGGCCCGGGGGCACUGCGCAGGCUCGAGGUGGUACACAACGUGCAGCUGCACGCCGGCCACGUGGAGCAGCUGCUGGCGCAGGUGCGCUUCCCCCGGCUGACGGCGCUCACACUGCCCGCCAAGGCCUUUGACGCGCCACCCGCCCACGGCCCCGUCCCCCACCACGAGGACUCCCACCUGACUGCCAUCGCCAGGGCGCUUGGCCAGAUGACCCAGCUCACUGAGCUCAGCGUGUCCUUUUCCAGGCUGACCGGCAAGAUCCAGGAGCUGCUCGGCUCCCUGCAGACCCCACUUCGGACCCUGGACCUGGCCAACUGUGCCUUGAACCAUGCAGACAUGGCCUUCUUAGCAGACUGCCCCCACGCUGCCCACCUAGAAGUGCUGGACCUCAGUGGCCACGACCUGGCCAGCCUGUACCCAUCCACCUUCUUCCGACUGCUCCGCCGCGCCGCCCCCUCACUGCGGACCCUCACCUUGGAGGAGUGUGGCAUCGGGGACCAGCACGUGAACAGAAUGGUUCUGGGCCUGAGCCCCUGCCUCCAGCUGCAGGAGCUUCGGCUCCUGGGGAACCCACUGUCGGCCCGCGCCCUGCGGAGACUCUUUGCUGCCCUCUGUGAGCUCCCCGGGCUGCGGCGCAUUGAGUUUCCGGUGCCGAGGGACUGCUACCCCGAGGGUGCCACCUACCCGCAGGACGAGCUGGCCAUGACCAAGUUCGACCAGCAGAAGUACGAGGAGGUGGCGGGGGAGCUGCGUGCGGUGCUGCUGCAGGCCGGCCGGGAGGACAUCCAGGCCUCCACACCCCUCUUCGGGACCUUCGACCCCAACAUCCAAGAAACAAGGCAGGAGCUGGGGGCCUUCCUGCUGCAGUCUUUCAGGAGCGCUCUGGAGAAGUUUUCUAGAGCGCUGGAGCAAAUGGAGUAG